AUGUUCAACUACCUGGCAGUAGAGGUGAGGCCCCAGCUCCACCGCAGCUACGGGGGCCAGCAAGGGGUGUCUGGGCCACUGAAGAGCCGGCUGGAGCAGCUGAAGAAGCCGUGGUGGAGGGAGCCCACCCCGCUGGUGCUCCAGCACAGCGAGACAGCCAGGCUGGCCAUCGACGCCUUCCUGGAGCAGGGCGAGCGCGGCUACCUGAGCGCCAUCGCCGAGGAGCGGGAGCUGCCCUUCCUCUCCAGCCUGGACAUGGAGUACAUCAGCCAGCAGAGGAACCAGAGCCUUCCAGAUCCCAGCGCGACGAAAGACAAGGAUGCUGACCCUGGCGAUGCGGACGCUGGGGACGGGUUCUCCCUCAACUCCGAACUGACGUCGGGCACCUACUUCCCGCUCAUGUCUGACGUGCACCCCCCGGAGCUGGAGCUGGGCUGGCCAGGGACAUCGCUCCUCACGGUGUCUGUCCAGACUCAGGCCACUGUGGUUUUCCAAAGAAACAAAACUAACAGCAUUAAGGAUUUGGUCCGGUCUCUGAUCAGCCAGGCACGGGUGGUGAUAGCAAUUGUGAUGGAUCUGUUUACAGACAUGGAAAUCCUGUGUGACCUUCUGGAGGCCUCGAGCAGGCGGCACAUCCCUGUUUACCUGAUCCUGGAUGAGGAGUACUUGAAGCAUUUUGUGGAGAUGUGCAAUAAAAUGGCUCUGACUCAGGACAGCUUCCCAAACAUGCGCAUCAGAUGCCUGAGUGGAGACACGUACUACAGCAAAGCAGGCAAGAAAUUUGCAGGCCAGGUUCUGGAGAAGUUUGUCCUGGUUGAUUGUGACCAAGUUCUUGCUGGUACAUACAGUUUCACCUGGCUGUGCAGCCAGGUCCACACCGGGCUGGUGACUCACUUCCGAGGCCAAAUCGUUGCCGAGUUUGACAAGGAAUUCCGGUACCUGUACGCGGAGUCCAGGGCAGUGACCACCUUCUGUGUGCCGGACCCUGGGACGUGCCUCUCCUCUCGGAGCCCCUCCAAAGUUGACAACUGCCUUUUAAAACCCCCGCAGGGGAACGACGCUGAGACCCUGAGCCCCUCCAGCAGCCUUUCCAACGUGAGCAUCAGGAGCAUAAAAGUAUCUCCCUUUAUGAAAAACUCCAGCUGCAGUGCGCACCAGGAAAAGCAAGACUCCAGCUCUGAUUCUGGCAAUAAGAAGGGGAAGGAAGACACAUCCCUGAAGCCCACUAGGCAGCAAGAAGAGCCACCAGACACAGUGACCGGUCCUCCAAAUAAACCCACCUUGUUUCCCAAAGCAAACCCCGUGUCGGCAAGGACAUUCCUGCAGCCAGAGCCCUCCCCUGCCCUGAGCUCCAAUAAACCUGGUUAUCAGGGGGACUCCAAGGCCAACAGCAGCCACUGCUCCCCUCCGAGGCCGGAGCAGCCGCUGCAAUCCCUGUCGGAGGGCGCCGGGAGCAACGGGACCAGCCUGAAGCAGAGGGGGCCUGCGGGCACCCCCAGGGAGCUGCCGGCCGAAAAUGACAACGUGUUCUAUGGGGUGGAAAAGAGACAGAGCCCCGGGCACGGGAAAUUUGACCUGUUCUCCCCAUACAACCAGCUCCGACGGGACAAAAAGCCCGCGGCGCCGUGCUACGACAAGCUCCCGGAGGAGGUGCUGAUGGAGAAGAACAGCGCGUACGGGGCGGAGAAGAGAAUGACUCUGGGGCACAGCAAGCUGGACCUCAUCACCAAGUACAACAAGCUCAAAUCCAAACACAUACACAGCCGCUUCGAGCUCUGACCCGGGGCCUGCAGGGGGCCUCGGCUCUGAUUUUCCAGGGGUUGCUUUUCCUUGGGGCUUGGAAUCAAAAUAUGGGUGGCGAAUUAGUCUUGUUGCUGUGAAAAGGCGCCUGUUUAAUCGUUUAAUCUGUGCAGAUGACUGAUUCAGGUGAGAUUAGCGACUGCAGUUCAAAUUUCCAGUGGCAUAAUCGUGGCAGGAGAGGGAAAAGCACAUAAGCACAAUCCACGCUCUCUUAACCCAUUCGGGAAAGAACUGUUUCCUUCCGAACUUGGAGCAAAACCGUUGUACAGCUGGAAACUGUUGGGCCACGGAGGUGUGCGGGGUGAGCCUG
Messenger RNA from Myiozetetes cayanensis, 2110 nucleotides. RefSeq names its product family with sequence similarity 83 member C (gene SACK1C). The transcript is spliced from 4 exons. Gene Ontology annotation, biological process: epidermal growth factor receptor signaling pathway. Lineage: Eukaryota; Metazoa; Chordata; Aves; Passeriformes; Tyrannidae. Bases 1 to 1779 code for a protein of 592 amino acids. The record is from RefSeq and is a predicted model, not a curated record.